UCAGAGACUGCUACCAGCAUGGGACACUGUUCUGCAAUCGAAGCUCUUAUUUUCCAAAAAGGAGAAGAAGUCAAAAGCUGAUGGAUUUCAUCUCUGGGAUCUUUCUUCCGGUGCUUUUGGGCGGCCUGGGGGUCUUCGGUCUCUUCCGGUUGCUCAGGUGGAUCGAGGCAAGGGCCUACCUCAAGGAUGCAGUGGUAGUAAUCACAGGCGCGACUUCUGGGCUGGGGAAAGAGUGCGCCAAAGCUUUCCAUGCUGCGGGAUCCAAACUGGUGCUGUGUGGUCGAAAUGGAGAGAGGCUUCAGGAUGUUCUUCAGGAGCUAUCUACUGCUGCUGACCCCUCCAAAAAUGCCCAUAAACAUCACGCUGUGGUUUUUGACCUCUCGGACAUCAAAGCAGUCAUGAACGCUGCUAAGGAGAUUUUGAAGUGUGUGGAUCAUGUUGAUAUCUUAAUUAACAACGCUGGGAUCAGCUACCGAGGCACCAUAGUGGACACCGGGAUGGAGGUGGACAGAAAAGUGAUGGAAACGAACUACUUUGGUCCAAUUGCUUUGACAAAAGCCCUUUUGCCUUCCAUGAUCGAGAGAAGGAAAGGCCACAUCGUAACCAUCAGCAGCGUUCAAGGCAAAUUCGGCAUGCCCUUCCGCUCGGCGUAUGCAGCCUCGAAGCACGCAACCCAAGCCUUUUUUGACUGUUUACGCGCAGAAGUGGAGCAGUUCAACAUCGAAGUGACGGUUGUGUGUCCCGGCUACAUUCAGACGAACCUUUCACUUAACGCUGUCACGUCCGACGGAUCCCAGUAUGGAGUGAUAGACAAGACGACCAGCGAAGGCAUGGCAGCUGCAGCUGUGGCUCAGGAGCUCCUCCACGCCGUGGGGGAGAAGAAAAAAGAGGUCUUGGUGGCUGGUUUCCUGCCUUCCCUGGCAGUGUACUUCCGAUCGCUCUGCCCUGCACUCUUCUUCACCAUCAUGGCACGGAGAGCUCGCAAGGAAAAGAAGGUCAAGGGAUCCUAGCCCCACGUGGACCUGGCUGUGUCAAAUUGUGGACUCCAAACAGAAGCUCCUGGUUAUUGUAUCUUAGAUCAGUGGAGAACUGCGAGAGCUCUUAAUUUUACCCUUCUUUGCACUAAGAGCCAGAUUUGACCUAGGGCAGCAUUUCUCAACCUUGACAACUUGAAGAUGCUGGCUGGGGAAUUUUGGAGUUGAAGUCCACACAUCUUCAAGCUGCCAAAGUUGAGAAACACUGGUCUAGGGGCAACAGUCAUCACCAACUAAAAAUCUUCAGGCACCGCAGAACACUUUAUAUGUACAGUGCAAGAAAUCAAUUCUAAGAAGUUCAACUCAGAUUCAGGGAAAGGAAGCUGUAUGCUGACACGUUUCCCAAUUGGUCUUCAGAAGACAACAUGCUAUUAACGGCUCAAUAUUCUUGAGUUCUUUCUGAUAUCGCCUGUAUUUCAAGCUAUCUUUCACACUUAUUUUGUAAACAAGAGAGGAAAAAAGCGAGUUGUCCGCAAUAGGUAUUAAAAUAUUCCAAGCUAAAAAGAAUAGCGUGGAUGCGAUUCGUGGGAGACUUACAGGCAUUUAGUAUCCAAGAUAGAAAAGCUACUUCAUAUAUCACACUAAACCCUAAUGGAGUUUGUUUUGACUAGUAUGGUGUGCCAAACUCGCCCAGGGUUCAAUAAACUGUGACUUAACGCAAUG
Molecule: messenger RNA, 1697 nt
Organism: Python bivittatus (Burmese python)
Lineage: Eukaryota; Metazoa; Chordata; Lepidosauria; Squamata; Pythonidae
Gene: DHRS7B
Product: dehydrogenase/reductase 7B
Cellular component (GO): membrane
Molecular function (GO): oxidoreductase activity
Source: RefSeq, a predicted model, not a curated record